Molecule: messenger RNA, 1634 nt
Organism: Telopea speciosissima
Lineage: Eukaryota; Viridiplantae; Streptophyta; Magnoliopsida; Proteales; Proteaceae
Exons: 6
Coding region: 87-1541 (484 amino acids)
Biological process (GO): charged-tRNA amino acid modification
Cellular component (GO): cytoplasm
Molecular function (GO): tRNA adenosine(64)-2'-O-ribosylphosphate transferase activity
Source: RefSeq, a predicted model, not a curated record
AGGAUAAAAAUCCUAGACUAGCUUUGAGGGUUACAUGUACACUCGGAGUCUGGGACUAAAACCUGCAAGCUGAAGCUGCUGUAGCCAUGGCAGGGGACGAAAAGUUAAGCAUCUAUAAAGCUUCGAGAUGUAUAAAAAGGAAAGAAAACUCUCUCUUCAACGCUCUCCGAUCUAUUUACGAGGAUUCAAUCUUCGUCGGAGAGAUCAAACAGCUCUGGCCUGACCUUCCUGUCCUAGCCAACCUUCGGUGCGGUCUCUGGUACUCUCCUCAAUUCGAAUCCACUUGUUAUUUCAAAUCCACCGACGGACACUGUAAUAACUGGUCCUUCAACACUUCUCGCCUCAAUCUCCAUGUCGUUCGCCUAGCUGGACAGAGGGGAGGAUGCAUUAUAGUUGAUUCUACUCGCAAAGGUAAACGGUUUCCAGACAGUAUGGCAAAGACUAUACCCAUAUGGAUUUGUGUCUUGAAUCGAGCUAUAGCCAACUAUAUAAGGGAAACACAGGGAAAAGAUGAAAAUGCUCAGAGGUUGGAGACGACGUCAAGAGUUUGUGAGACUGGCAGUACAGAACAUGUUCCUUGUGAUUGGGAUUGCUCUUUGCAUCUUCCCCUUUGGGUCUCUGGAACUGAGAAAGCAGCUAUUGAGGAUCGCCUAGAGGACUGGACCAGGCAGUUGGAAGCUAGUGGUGCUGAUAUUGGUUCUCUUGCAUCAUUGUUGAGAAAGCCCUUACGCCCUCUAUGGAUUUCGCAAAAAACUGUCAUCUGGCUAAAUGAAGUUCCUGAUUGUGAUUCCUGGGGUUUCACGCCCAUCAUCCUCGUCUCAGCAUCCUCGUCAAAUGGCAUCAUUCAGCAGAGAAAUACCUCAGAAUACAGUUGGCAGUAUAUACCAGGAGCAGGGGAUGAUGAAGAAAGCUGGGCCAGAGGUUUAUCAUCUAACCUUUUCUGGAAGCAUGUGUAUGAUCUCCUAAACUCAGGGCCUGAUUUGUGUAAUCAAAAAGUGGCUGAUAUUGUUGAACAUGACCGAGUUUAUCGUGCUCAAAGGGGAGAGAUUGCUCCUCAGGUCACAAUCAAGUCUCAGAAGUUGCAAACAAGUAAUGGUCAUAUCUCUGACGAAGAUUCAUCAGUGAACUCUGGGAUUUCAAAUUAUCAAAUUGAUGUAAGUUCCAGUGAGGAGUCUUCUAUUUAUUGGCUGGGUUCAACUAAUCUUGCAGUUGCUGCUACUCAAUUUGCUGCUAGUGUUUCCAAUGUCGAUUGCAUAUUGAACUGUGAUAUUGAGCUGCUCCCUCUGAGUCUAAAUGCAGAUACGUAUUUACAUCUACCCGUUGUGGGAUCGAAAUUUGAUCGGUUUUCCUUGCUGAGAAAUCUUCCUUCUGCACUUAAAUUCGCAAAGUUAAACUUAAGCAAAGGAAGGACACUUCUGGUUUGCUGUUGUAAUGGGGAAGACAUUAGUAUAUGUGUGUGCCUGGCAAUCCUAAUAUCCUUAUUUGAUGAUAGAGGUGAGUUCCUGUAUUAUGCAUACACAAUAAAAUGGUGCAACGUUUGAGACUCGAAUGAUUUCUGUUUGACAUGGGACUAAACCAGUUGGUAGAAUCAUUUAUAGCAUUAUCAAUCACAGUGUUUUUUCUAGCCAAGGAUU